GGUGGAAGAGGACGAGGAGAGGAGGAAGAGAACAGGUCCUUAAAUUGGUCCUGGGAGGGAAGGACGUGGAUUUGAAAGCAGGCACGUGGCUGACUGUCGCAGAGUCAAAGGCGUUGGAUCGUUUCUUUGUUUUUUUUAACGUGGCACAGAAAGGCUAAUUGCUCUUCAAAAAAGUUACCAGGAGCCCUAGCCUUAAGACAUGGCACAAGGAAAUAACUAUGGACAGAGCAGCAAUGGGGUCGCUGAUGAAUCUCCAAAUAUGUUGGUGUACAGAAAGAUGGAAGAUGUCAUAGCUCGUAUGCAAGAUGAGAAAAAUGGGAUUCCUAUUCGUACAGUCAAAAGCUUUCUCUCCAAGAUUCCCAGUGUUUUCUCUGGUUCAGACAUUGUUCAGUGGUUAACAAAGAAUUUGUCGAUAGAAGAUCCAGUGGAAGCCCUUCAUUUGGGAACACUUAUGGCAGCCCAUGGUUAUUUCUUUCCUAUCUCAGACCAUGUUCUAACCCUGAAGGAUGACGGCACCUUUUAUCGGUUCCAAACACCCUAUUUUUGGCCAUCUAAUUGUUGGGAGCCGGAAAAUACAGAUUAUGCGGUUUACCUCUGCAAGCGAACAAUGCAAAACAAAGCACGGCUUGAGCUAGCAGACUAUGAAGCAGAAAGCUUGGCCAGGUUGCAACGAGCAUUUGCACGGAAGUGGGAAUUUAUUUUUAUGCAAGCAGAAGCACAAGCCAAAGUGGACAAGAAAAGGGACAAGAUAGAAAGAAAAAUCCUUGAUAGCCAGGAGAGAGCAUUCUGGGAUGUACACCGGCCAGUGCCUGGAUGUGUAAAUACGACUGAAGUUGAUAUUAAAAAGUCUUCAAGAAUGAGAAAUCCUCACAAAACAAGAAAGUCUGUUUAUGGAUUACAGAAUGAUAUUCGAAGUCAUAGUCCGACAUACACACCAGUGCCAGAAACAAAACCUCCCACAGAAGACCAAUUGUGUCAAGAGAUAAAAUAUUGGCAAAUACAGCUAGAAAGACAUCGGUUAAAAAUGUCAAAAGUUGCUGACAGUCUAUUAAGUUUUACCGAGCAGUAUGUGGAAUACGACCCUUUCCUGCAUCCAUCUGAUCCUUCUAAUCCUUGGCUGUCAGAUGACACUACUUUCUGGGAAACAGAAAUAAGCAAAGAGCCAAGUCAGCAAAGAGUAAAGCGAUGGGGCUUUGGCAUGGAUGAAGCUCUGAAAGACCCAGUGGGAAGAGAACAGUUCCUCAAAUACCUGGAGUCUGAAUUUAGUUCAGAGAAUUUAAGGUUCUGGUUAGCAGUAGAAGACCUGAAGAAGAGACCGAUCCGCGAGGUUCCUGUUAGAGUACAGGAAAUCUGGCUAGAAUUCCUUGCCCCUGGAGCACCAAGUGCCAUUAAUGUAGACUCAAAAAGUUAUGACAAAACCACACAGAAUGUGAAGAUGAAGGAACCAGGGCGACAUACAUUUGCCGAUGCUCAGGAGCACAUCUACAAGUUGAUGAAAAGUGAUUCAUAUCCACGUUUUAUACGAUCCAGUGCCUACCAGGAAUUACUGCAGGCCAAGAAGAAGGUAUUAUUCAAUGUUUUCAAUGUAUUUUUAUUCUUUCAGCAGUGGUUCUCGUCUAUCAUACUUUCUCUCUUUGGAUAAAUGAGCUGUAUAUCUGGUAGGUGAAGAGUUCAGUUCAAUCUGAGCAUCCCAUAAUGAUGGUGGUAUCCAUGCCUAUAUUUAUUUUGCAUCUUUGCAUGAGCAAAUUAAUUUCAUUUUGACAUUUAUUUUGUAUCAUUCUGAAAGGAAAUGUGGGACUAUAACUUAGGAAAACAGAUAAGAGCAGGUCAAAACAUUUUAGAAAGAUAUAUAAGUAUAGUUGAUGUAGUAUGAUUUCUACUUUGCAGCAGAUAUAAUUUAAUUAUACAAAGCUACAAAUACUGAAUUUGUUUCAUCUAAGCUUUUUUGUAGUCAAAGGUAAGUUCCACUAAGUUCAAUAAGGACUCAAUUCAUACCUAAUAAAUGCAUGGAAUUUUAGAGCAAUUAAUUCUUGGUUAUUGGGAAUUCUUCUUUUCUUCUUAGUCUUGUUCAGGAUCUGUGUCUGGAAAAAAAAGAGUUCCAGUAGGAUGGCCAUCAAAACAUUCUUAGAAAGAUAGUGCUGUGAUCUAUCCGCCGCCGACCCCUCCAGCAGCUGAAUCAGAUGAGGAGGGGGCGGGGAAGUCAGGGUCAGC
Thamnophis sirtalis is the source of this 2211-nucleotide messenger RNA. The record is from RefSeq and is a predicted model, not a curated record. Lineage: Eukaryota; Metazoa; Chordata; Lepidosauria; Squamata; Natricidae.